AGGCUCAACUGCGCCACCUGAGCCCCCCCCCUCUCCAAACACACAUAGCCACGCACCCACGUUUCUUGAAGGCGGAAACGCUUUCACCCCUUCUCAAAAAGUACACUUUGUGUAGUUGCUCUUGUCCGUCAGUUUUACCGAAAGGCAACUCCUUUAGAAAACGCAAUGUCGUUUGCCCGCCGUGCAGUGCUCUUAACCGUCGGGUUGGCAGCGGGUGUUGGCUCGGCUCCGUACCUUUGCAAUACCAAGUCGGACCCAUCGCUUCUAUCGGGGAGGAUGUCGACUUUUAUGGAGCGUUUUGGUGAAGGGAAGUUGGAAGGAAUGCGUGCUGCGCGAAGCGCGAACUUUCUAUUAACAUCAACAUCAACGUCCACAAACGCCCAGAUCGAACACGCACCCCUUCUUUGCUUCAUAGGGCAUCUUUCGCGGUUCUUGGGCGUGGCAGCGGGUGGGGCAGCCGUUAUGGGUAGCGCCCACCGCACUGCUGCGGCUGCAUCAAGUGGGAAUGCGGCGGGGCUCGCCUCCACAGCAGAGAACGACACAGCUGCCGCCGACGUCGAGUGUGCGAUGGACACCUCGUCGUUUCGCGAAGUCCCCCACAAGCUCAAGGAUCGCUUUCUCCACUACGCCCAGCGCGAUCCCGCGUCGGGGGAGUUUGUGCUCACGCUGGACGGCUUCGUGCGCUGCAUGCUGCUGCUGCCCGCGACGGCGGCCACGGCGUCGGCACCUGCUCCGUUUUCGGCGGUGGACGACGACGACGUGGCGAACGGUGAGCAGCAACGGUGGACCUCUCCCUCUUCUUCGCCGUGGCUGCAGCGACUGCCCCCGGCCGUGCGCCGCCGCUUCCUUCAUUUCUUCCACUGCGUCGACAUCGACGGCACCAACGCAAUCGACUACGCCGAGUUUGUGGUUCUCUUCACGUUUCUCUCCACCCGGCGGCAGACCUUCGAGCGGGCCUUUAACGUCUUCGAUCUCGACGACAACGGACGCCUCAGCGAGCGCGAAUUUUGCCGGCUCUUGAACACCAUCAUCGUCGACCCCGCCGUGCAGGUGAAAUACACGCCGACGGGCAGCCAUUGGGCGGAAGAGGGAGGCGAGGGCGCGCCGCGCUCCACGUCAAGCCGUGCAGGGGAGUCGCGGCGCAGUGAACGGCAGCGCCAGCGGCACAAGCAUGAACUGAGUUUUGAAGUUUCAUCGCACCUGAUGCGGCCGCUGCUGUUUGGGCCGCUGCCGCUGCACAUCGGUGCGCCACCCGGGUCCACGUACUACACCGACGUCUCCGCGACAACGUCAGGACGGCGACGACCACCACUGCAGAUCACAGCCGCUGGUGCUUCGUUGGACGUCCCUUCACCACACAGCGGGCGGUAUACUACGGCAGCAGAGACAGGGAUCGUCAUCUCUGCCGCUCGUGAGGCGCCUGCAGGUGCUCCCUCGUCCGCCUCGUGGUGGGGCGACGUUGCCCGGAAAGUACAACAGGCGUGGGCGCCGCUGUUGUCCUUCGCCUCCUCUUCCACUGCUUCGUCGACUUCUGCUUCUGCUUCUCUUAGCCACACCUCAUCGGCUCGAAUGGCGGAGCUGCAGCAGAUGGCGGAGCAAGACUCGCUGCUCGAGACCGUCUCCUACCCAACGUUUCUCUACCGCAUGGACUACCUGCGCUGGGAGCUGCGCGCGAUUGAGUUUGGCCUGUGCGACCCGUCCAACAAGGGAUUUAUUUCGGUGGAGGACUGCCGUGCGUUGCUGCGGCGCGACCGCCGGGCUAUCACGGAGAGCACGAACACCGCCUCAACGGAGACCCGCGCCGCCACCGCGGACACAACGGAGAUGCAAUCCACCAAUGGUGCGGUGCGUUGUGCACCCGUGACGUGGCAGGAGUAUCAGAAGCUCUUCGACGUGAUUAAAGAGUCGAAUACGAUUCUGCCUGCGCUGCAACUCAUGUUGGACGCCCUCCCACCCGUGCCGGCGGAGGUGCUGCGGGGCGGUGCGAUCCCAGACGACGAGCUGAAGCCAGCCACGCUGGCGGUGCAGGCCGUGGUGCACCAAACGGUGCUGCGCUACAACAGGAGUGUGGAACACCAGAGCACCGCGAACGAGGUGGAGCCGGAGUUGAACAACGAAACGAAUGCAAGCAGUGACGGGCCGGAGAGAGCUGACACGGACGAUGAGGGCACCGCACGCGUCGUGUCGGAUGGGGCGGCCGCACAGGUGCGCUACAACAAGGAAAAGUUCGGCCUCUCUGCCGACCCCGCGCACUCGCCAGAGGAAAAGCAAAAGCGAGCGCGACGUCUGCAGGCCACGCUAGUUCGCCCGAGUGCACUCACCUGGAAGCAGUUCAGUCAAGUGCUCGCGGCCGUCGGUACUGUUCCGCGGUUGUCCGCGAAGGAGGAGGCGCUCUUUCGCACAUUGCUCGACGAUGAUGGGUCGGAUUCGCUUUCACCACAUGAAUUCGCGCAUCUGUGCACCAUGAAAGAAACCUUCUUCGCGGAACAAUUGCCCCGUUUUGACGAGCCGAAACGCAACACCGUGCAGCAGUUUUUCUUUUGCAUGCAACAACUGGAGUAG
Molecule: messenger RNA, 2562 nt
Organism: Leptomonas pyrrhocoris
Lineage: Eukaryota; Euglenozoa; Kinetoplastea; Trypanosomatida; Trypanosomatidae
Exons: 1
Coding region: 463-2562 (699 amino acids)
Biological process (GO): mitochondrial calcium ion homeostasis; calcium import into the mitochondrion
Cellular component (GO): uniplex complex
Molecular function (GO): calcium ion binding
Source: RefSeq, a predicted model, not a curated record